Molecule: messenger RNA, 1276 nt
Organism: Physcomitrium patens
Lineage: Eukaryota; Viridiplantae; Streptophyta; Bryopsida; Funariales; Funariaceae
Source: RefSeq, a predicted model, not a curated record
GGCGCUCGCUGCUUGUGUGCCGAGUGUGCAGGAACUUGGUGGUGGAUUGUCCGAUUGCUGCUGCAGCGUCGCCUCUCGCUGAAUAUGGAUACUGCAGCGACGUCGUUUGUUGAUGAUUGGUAAUUGUCUGCGAUUUUUUCCAGCUUCCUCGAGUGCAGGUGUAUGCGUGAUCGAAAUCUUUUGGCAGUGAGAAUUUCAGAGAACAGUUUAGCGUUCGCUUGAAUUGGCUUAAUAUUACAAUUCGAUUCCUGAGACUACAUGGGAGUAACGCAGCAGUUUUAGUGUGGGAGUGUUCUUAAGCAAUCCAGUUGAGAGAGGAAGCUGAAUCACCAUCAGAGAGGACCUCGCUGCUGAGAUGUCGUUGCGAAUUAAGGCUGUUGUAGAGAAUUUUGUACGGGAUUUGAAAGCAGCUUUAGAGGCUGACAUUCAGGACCGCAUUAUGAAGGAGAGGGAGAUGAACAGCUAUUUGGACGAGAGGGAGCGCGAAGUUGCGGAGAGAGAAGCUGCCUGGAAAGCGGAACUUAGUAGAAGAGAGGCUGAAAUUGUGAAGCAAGAAACGCGACUACGGCUUGAGCGUGAGAAUUUGGAGAAGGAGAAGAGUGUGCUUAUGGGAACAGCAUCCAGCUUGGAUAAUCAGGAUGGCGCGCUAGAGAUUACUGUUAGCGGUGAAAAGUAUCGCUGCUUAAGGUUUUCGAAAGCUAAGAAGUGAGACCUGUUGAUACAACUGGAAACUUUUCUUAGAAAGGUGUGUAGAUACACUUUGAGAACGACAACCGUAAAGAUUCUUACAUUCAAGGGGCAUCCAACAUAGUCUUGUUUACAGCAGAGCUUUGGUGCGGUUUGUUACAAAAGUUAGAGCCUUCAUUUACCUCCGCGUUGUAUAAGUAUGGAUCAUCUUUGACGAAGUGGAGAUUGUAUUUCUUGUGGACUUUUCAGCUUACAUGUUCAUAUAUUUAUAUACCAGUGGAGAAGCUGUAUGUAGCAGCAGAAGUAUUUCGUCAUUUGGAUCAACUGUGACCGUCGAACUUGUGAAGUUGCCUUAACCAAUAGUUCUUACUGCCGGUUCUCAAGAAUGCCACUUGCGCUUGUAUAAAGUGAUUAGAAAAACAUGAGUUGUUGGAGGAUCCUUGUGCCCCCGAGAAGUGAGCGAAUUCACUAGCCAUAGGUUGGGUCCACCAACUGGGGGUAGGCAGUAUGCUCAGAUUGACCUCAGGACAUCAUGUAAUAUUGUAUAAUUUCUUUGCCGAAGCUAAGAAAGAUUUGAUUAUUCUGCGUA